UCCUUCCUAUCUUCUGAUCUCAGCACCACAAAUUGGCAAAAACCCAUUCACCUCAAUUCAAUUCUUUCUCUUUUCCUCUCUCUACAAGCCAUACUUGAUUACAAUUAUAUGCUCACAUACCUAUAUUAUCAUGCUAACUCCAUCUGAAGUAACACCACCACAAGAUCCUCCCUCCAUUUCUUCACUUCCCCAUCCCUUCACCAUGUCUUCCCCUCCCAUCACUCUCAAGUUCAUGGAUGUGUGUUAUAGUGUGAAAAUGGAGGAAAACAAAAACGGUUGUGAAAAUGGGCUGAUAAGCCGAAUAUUUUCCUCCCGUGGGCCCACGCAAUCUGAUCUUGAGAAUCCAACGGCCCAGAUUCGCGGGGAGCACACUAUCCUGAACGGGGUUACGGGGAUGGCUUUUCCUGGAGAGAUCCUGGCCGUUCUCGGGCCUUCAGGCAGCGGGAAAUCGACGCUUCUGAAUGCGCUUGCGGGCAGGCUUCAAGCCCGGCCCGGUUUCACCGGAACCAUCCUCGCCAAUAACGAGAAACUGAGCAAAUCGGUCCUCAAGCGAACCGGGUUCGUCGCCCAAGACGAUAUUUUGUACCCGCAUUUAACGGUUCGGGAGACGCUGAUUUUCUGCUCCCUGCUCAAGCUCCCCGGUUCGCUCACCCGCAGGGAGAAAACCGCCGCGGCUGACUCGGUGAUCGCCGAGCUGGGGCUGAUGAAGUGCGAGAACACCAUCAUCGGAAACAGCCUCGUGCGGGGGAUCUCCGGCGGAGAGCGGAAGCGCGUGAGCAUAGCGCACGAGAUGCUGAUGAACCCGAGCCUGCUGAUCCUCGAUGAACCGACGUCCGGUCUGGAUUCGACGACCGCUUACCGGCUGGUUUCGACGUUGGGUUCGUUGGCUCAGAAGGGGAAAACCGUAAUCACUUCGGUUCAUCAACCGUCGAGCCGGGUUUUCCAGAUGUUCAGCUCGGUUCUGGUUCUGAGCGACGGGAAGUGUUUGUACUUCGGGAAAGCGAACGAGGCGAUGGCAUAUUUCGAGUCGGUUCAGCUGUCUCCUGCGUUUCCGAUGAACCCGGCCGAUUUCCUCCUCGACCUGGCUAAUGGUGUUUGCCAAAUUGAUGGUGUGAGGGAAAGAGAGAUGCCUAACAUGAAGCAGAACCUAAUCUCCACUUACAACAAAUUGUUAGCUCCCAAAGUAAAAGAAGCAUGUUUAGAUGACACAACACCCAAAGAAAAACUUUCGAGUGAAAACGCUAUCACUCAUAAAGGUUGCGGCUUUCUCAAUCAACUCACCGUUCUUCUCCAAAGAGGACUAAAAGAGCGAAAACACGAGGUGUUUAAUUCCCUCAGGGUUUUUCAAGUCCUUGCUGCCUCCUUGUUGUCUGGUACAAUGUGGUGGCGAUCUCAUUAUGAAAAUGUCAAUGAUCGUCUCGGCCUCCUCUUCUUCAUCUCCAUCUUUUGGGGCGUUCUCCCGUCAUGCAAUGCAGUUUUCGCGUUCCCGCAAGAGCGUGCUAUCUUCAUGAAGGAAAGGGCUUCCGGCAUGUACACAUUACCCUCCUACUUCAUUGCACGCAUCCUAGGAGACCUUCCCAUGGAGCUAAUCCUCCCAACGCUUUUCCUCACUAUAUUGUAUUGGAUGGCAGACCUAAAACCCGACAUCUUAUCUUUUUGGUUAACCUUGCUCGUUUUGUUGGGAUACGUCCUUGUAUCACAGGGGCUUGGCCUCGCCCUCGGUGCCAUAAUCAUGGAUGCCAAACAAGCAUCAACCAUUGCGACAGUCACCAUGUUAGGUUUUGUUCUAACUGGAGGAUAUUACGUGCACAAUGUGCCAUUGUGCUUGGUGUGGAUGAAGUACAUUUCCACGACAUUUUAUAGCUAUAGACUUCUUAUCUAUGUACAAUAUGGGAAUGGCAAGGUGAUCUCAUCUUUGUUGCGUUGCUCACACCGCGGAAGUGAUCGAGCUAGUAGUUGUAAAUUUGUAGAGGAAGAUAUUCAAGGCCAAAUUCAUCCAGCUACAUGCGUUGUCAUCUUGUUGAUGAUGUUCUUUGGAUACAGGUUGAUGGCAUAUCUUGCAUUGAGGCAAUUGAAAGUCUAAAAUGACACAUGUAUUGCCUUAUUCUAAAAAAAGUCAUGUUUUGUAUACUAAAAGUAGUAUAGUGAAAAAGAUUUAUUAGAGGGAGUGACAUGGAGUAAAUUUAUGAUCAUUGGGAUCAGUUCAGAAUUCAAGAACAAAUUAUUAUUCCUUUUCACUUAUGUGGUCAACCUAGUUUAAUUUCAAAAAUUGUAAAUUAAUUUGUUGUUGCUGUGGAAAACAUUGUGUUAUGUUAUUAGUUUAUUACUGGUGGAGUUGAUUACUUCAUGUUAUUCAAUUUAAAGGACAUGGUUUUAGUUUCUGCACAAAGAAAUAAAGUAAUUAAAAGAAACUUCAUGUUUAUU
Molecule: messenger RNA, 2424 nt
Organism: Cuscuta epithymum
Lineage: Eukaryota; Viridiplantae; Streptophyta; Magnoliopsida; Solanales; Convolvulaceae
Source: the annotation of a GenBank genome assembly